AUGAUCUCCAGAGGUGCAGGCUCGAUCCUUCGAGCGGCGGCGGCGGCGACACCAACCGCUCGCACGCCGCUCCUCACCCGCUCCAUCGCCACCUCCUUCCCCACCAGGCAACCCAACUCGACCCAACCACGCCAAAACCCAUCCAAUCCCGUCGAAUCCGACUCCACCUCCGCGCUCGACUACAAGCUUGCACACAAACUCCGCAAGCUCCCUCCCCUGCCCUCCCUCGAACCACCCUCCAUCGAUGCACCCUCCGCCGUGUCCAACAUCCUCUACAACACCCCUCCACCGUCCAAAGCGCCGUUCAAACGACACACGCUCAACUGUCUCGUUCAGAACGAACCCGGUGUACUUUCGCGCGUUGCGGGGACCCUGGCCGCACGCGGGUUCAACAUCGAUUCGCUGGUGGUGUGCGGUACGGAGAUCCGAGAUCUGUCGCGAAUGUGCAUCGUUCUGCGUGGACAGGAUGGUGUGAUCGAACAGGCACGUCGUCAACUCGAAGAUCUGGUUCCUGUAUGGGCCGUACUGGACUACACGAACACCAAAGUCAUCGAGCGCGAACUUAUGCUCGUAAAAGUCUCCAUCCUCGGUCCCGAGUACUUCGAGGAGUCCCAACAAGCUUCCACUAGCCCUGCUGGAACACCCGAGUUGAUGCAAGAACGAGAAUCCGACUCCACCUCCAAACCACCUCACCAGAACCAACCGCUUCCGCUGACGCCGACCGAGGCGCUGCGAGUGAAAUCCGACAACAUGCGUUCCGUCAUCGCCUUCGCCGAGCAAUUCCGCGGUCGCGUGGUCGACGUCUCUUCCACCAGCGUUAUCGUCGAAAUGUCCGGCAAGAGCAGCAGGUGCGAUGCGUUCCUGAAGCUGGUUAGACCGUUUGGAAUCCUCGAGUGCGCGAGAUCGGGUACGAUGGUGCUGCCGAGAAGCCCGAUCCCCAGCAGCUAUGCGGGCGCGGAGGAUCUGACGGAGGACGAGGUCGAGGCCAUCGACGCAGGUGCUCUGCCCCCUGGCUAG
Messenger RNA from Pseudozyma hubeiensis SY62, 1017 nucleotides. RefSeq lists its product as hypothetical. Gene Ontology annotation, biological process: branched-chain amino acid biosynthetic process. The transcript has a single exon. Bases 1 to 1017 code for a protein of 338 amino acids. Lineage: Eukaryota; Fungi; Basidiomycota; Ustilaginomycetes; Ustilaginales; Ustilaginaceae. Gene Ontology annotation, molecular function: acetolactate synthase regulator activity. The record is from RefSeq and is a predicted model, not a curated record. Gene Ontology annotation, cellular component: acetolactate synthase complex; mitochondrial nucleoid.